Molecule: messenger RNA, 1440 nt
Organism: Mytilus trossulus (common blue mussel)
Lineage: Eukaryota; Metazoa; Mollusca; Bivalvia; Mytilida; Mytilidae
Product: sulfotransferase 1B1-like
Exons: 6
Coding region: 83-1030 (315 amino acids)
Biological process (GO): sulfation
Cellular component (GO): cytoplasm
Molecular function (GO): sulfotransferase activity
Source: RefSeq, a predicted model, not a curated record
GUUAUGUGUUAUGUAUGCUAUGUAUGCAUGGUAUGAUAACGGUAGGGUCUGUAUAAUUGAGCAGUAUAACUAAUCAAAAAGAAUGCUAAAAACUUUUGUUGCGGAUGGGGGUUUAGCUGGAUCCAUAACCGUAAAAGAAUAUAAAGGACAUUAUUUUCCAGCGAGUGUUCCCGAUAUACCUUUACAGUGGAAACAUAUGCAGUCAUUUAAAGCCGAAGACAAUGAUGUCAUAAUUUGUUCAUAUCCAAAAUCAGGUUUCCAUUGGAUAUGGGAAGUAGUGACGAUGCUACUUAAUAACACAUCGGUUAUCUCAAAGGAACUACCAGCGAAAUAUGUUUUAGAAUCUGGAACUAUCAAAAAUGUGCAACAGUCACCACAACCAAGAGUUCUAGGCAGUCAUUUGUAUUAUGAAGAACUUCCUGCUUCUAUAAGACAAAAUAAAUGUAAAAUAAUUAAUGUUAUACGAGACCCAAGAGCAGUAGCAGUUUCAAGCUAUCAUUUUUUUACCAAAAUAAAAGAGAGUAAAUGGACUGGCACCUGGGCUGGUUAUCUGAAUCUGUUUGUAAACGGCAAAGUUCUGUUCAACGGUUGGUUUCAACAUACAAAAUUAUGGGAGGGAGUUAGACAAAACAAUCCUGAUAAUCCCAUACAUGUUCUAUCCUAUGAAGAUACAAAAAAGAAUCCAUUUGAUGAAUUUAAAAGACUCUCCCAAUUUCUCCAGCUAGAUGUAACAGACUCAAUGAUAAUGACCAUUGCAGAAAACACAAACUUUUCGCAAAUAAAAACAUCCAAAAAGACGAUUGCUGAACACCGGUUAGGAAGUGUAUUUGUAGGCAAUACAUAUCCUUUAUAUAGGAAAGGUACAGAAGACGACUGGAAAUCUUAUUUUACAUUGCAACAAAAUGCUGAAUUCGAACAUAUUUACAAGGAAAGAAUGCAGUACAACAAACUUCAGCUUAAAUCUAUCGUUAAACCCGGCAGUAACGCUACUGGUUGUGUAGAGACGACUAGUUAUGGAUCAAAGUUGUAGCUAUUUAUCAUUUUUGGCAAUACGUGCCAUAAUUAGUUCUCUUACUUGUUUUGCGAUGUUCCAAAACAAUCUGAAGGUUUUAUUUCAUAUCUGAAACCACAGAACUGGCAUGAACACAACAAGAUAGUAACUAAGAAUUUAAUUAUUAAACAACAGCUAGUAUUUAAAGUUGCGGGUUCACAUUUAUAUCAUAAACUGAACUGUUUUGUUAAAUUAUAGAACCGAGUUGCUUUAUUGCUAUAAUUUAUAUAUGCUUGCCUGCAACAUUUAAGGUUUGAUGAUUUUAUCACCAAUCGUAAUUACAGGUUAAUAAACAUGCAAAUAAUAAAAAUUUUACUCACGAUGUGUUAAAUGUACUAUGCUAUCUAGUUAAUAUGUUUACUGUAUAAUAGUUUAAGCUUGCAGAUAUG